Molecule: messenger RNA, 1251 nt
Organism: Spodoptera littoralis (African cotton leafworm)
Lineage: Eukaryota; Metazoa; Arthropoda; Insecta; Lepidoptera; Noctuidae
Source: the annotation of a GenBank genome assembly
AUGAUUCACAGUUUAUUUAUUAUAAAUCCAUCAGGGGAUGUAUUUCUUGAGAAGCAUUGGAGAAGUGUGGUGCCAAGAUCAGUAUGUGACUAUUAUUUGGAGGCACAAAGGGCAUCUCCAAAUGAUGUACCUCCAGUGUUGGCUGCACCACAUCACUAUUUGAUAUCAAUACAGAGAGGUGGGGUAGCCCUUGUAGCUGUGUGCAUGCAGGAGGUAGCUCCACUCUUUGUGAUCGAGUUCCUGCAUAGAGUUGUUGAUACAUUCCAAGAUUACUUUUCAGACUGUACCGAGACUAUAAUUAAAGAGAAUUAUGUAGUAGUUUACGAGUUGUUGGAUGAAAUGCUUGACAACGGUUUCCCUCUGGCCACGGAGAGUAAUAUCCUAAAGGAAUUGAUUAAACCACCAAAUAUUUUAAGGACUAUUGCUAAUACUGUUACUGGGAAAUCUAAUGUAUCUUCAACACUGCCCUCCGGCCAGUUAUCGAACGUGCCAUGGCGUCGCUCCGGUGUCAAGUACGCUAAUAACGAAGCGUACUUCGACGUUGUAGAAGAAGUGGACGCCAUUAUUGAUAAAAGUGGUGCUACUGUGUCUGCUGAAAUACAGGGUUAUAUUGACUGCUGCAUUAAGUUAAGUGGGAUGCCAGAUCUGACCCUCACAUUUGUAAAUCCUCGCCUGUUUGAUGAUGUUUCCUUCCAUCCUUGUGUCAGAUUUAAACGGUGGGAGUCUGAAAGAAUACUAUCAUUCAUCCCACCGGACGGUAACUUCCGUCUCAUGUCGUAUCACAUCGGGUCUCAGAGCGUGGUCGCGAUACCAAUGUACGUGCGACACAACCUGACGCUGCGGUCCAAUGGGGACCAGGGCCGGUUGGACCUCACCGUUGGACCUAAACAAACUAUGGGACGGACUUUAGAAAAUGUAUCAUUGGAGAUCUGUAUGCCUAAAUGUGUGUUGAACUGCUCUCUGACCGCGAACCAAGGCAAAUAUUCCUACGACCCUGUUAGCAAGGUGCUGCUGUGGGAUAUAGGACGCAUCGAAUUACCGAAGCUGCCAAAUAUUAGAGGGACUGUAUCAGUGGCAACAGGAGCAGACACCACAGGAGCGAAUCCGAGCAUCAACGUGCACUUCACGAUCCCUCAACUGGCAGUCAGUGGGCUGAGAGUCAGCCGCCUAGACAUGUAUGGCGCUAAAUACAAACCGUUCAAAGGCGUCAAGUAUGUCACCAAAGCCGGGAAGUUCCAUGUGCGCAUGUGA